GCUGGUCUCGGCAGGGAAGGCGGAAGUGCAGGUCACUCCCGGAUAGCUGGCCUGAGAAUCAUGAGCGUGGCAGGUGGCGUUCGUCGCCGCGCGCGACUGUCACGUCUCGUGUCCUUCAGUGCGAGCCACCGGCUGCACAGCCCGUCUCUGAGUGAUGAAGAGAACUUGGAAGUGUUUGGGAAAUGCAACAAUCCAAAUGGCCAUGGACACAAUUAUAAAGUUGUGGUGACAGUACAUGGAGAGAUUGAUCCUGCCACAGGAAUGGUUAUGAAUUUGACUGACCUCAAAGAAUACAUGGAGGAGGCCAUCAUGAAGCCGCUUGAUCACAAGAACCUGGAUCUGGACGUGCCCUACUUUGCAGACGUUGUAAGCACAACAGAAAAUGUAGCUGUCUAUAUCUGGGAAAGCCUCCAGAAACUUCUUCCUACAGGAGUUCUUUAUAAAGUAAAAGUGUAUGAAACUGACAACAACAUUGUAGUAUAUAAAGGAGAGUAGAGAUUAGGGUUAAUAUUAUAGAAAGGCUUCAUUGAUUUUCAUAUUUGAAAAAGCUCUUUGUCCCUUUAGAAUAUCCAGUAGUCACCAUGUAUUUGUGUCUCCAUGUUGUAUUCUGGAAUGUCUGCGUGUUAAAAUAACUGUAAGGUUCAUAUUUAAAAGUCAGACUUACAGUGUACCCUGAAUUUGUUUUUGGUGAGGAAGCAGGGGAGAGCUGAGGAUUGGAGCCAGGGCCAAGCACGCCACACUAAGAGUGUCUGUUGUCUAGAGAUUAAAAAUGAUUUCAUUCUCAGCAAAAUGUUUUUGUGUGGAACCAUUUAAAGGCAAAAUAAACACAUUUUCAUAGUA
Messenger RNA from Mesocricetus auratus (golden hamster), 840 nucleotides. It is a transcript of the gene Pts, whose product is annotated as 6-pyruvoyltetrahydropterin synthase. The record is from RefSeq and is a predicted model, not a curated record. Gene Ontology annotation, cellular component: mitochondrion. Gene Ontology annotation, molecular function: 6-pyruvoyltetrahydropterin synthase activity. Gene Ontology annotation, biological process: tetrahydrobiopterin biosynthetic process. Bases 61 to 495 code for a protein of 144 amino acids. Lineage: Eukaryota; Metazoa; Chordata; Mammalia; Rodentia; Cricetidae. The transcript is spliced from 6 exons.